UUCACCUCGUCUGAAGAGAAGCCAACAUGAAGACUCCUUGUGUCACCGUGGGACUCCUGCUGCUGUUCGCCGUGUGCCUCUGCGCUGCCAUGCCACAUGGACCAAAUGACUUGAGGCCUGGACGGUGCUGCUUUAAGUUCUUCCCGGGCAGGAUCCCAGAGGCCCACAUUUUGUCCAUCGCCAAAACUCACCAGAGCUGCACAAAGCGAGGAUUUGUGAUCAACACUCCCCAGGGAGACUACUGUGUGAACCUGAAACAGCAAUGGGCCAUCAGAGCUUUCCUGAAGACCCCGAAGAACCAAGUGGCUCCGUCCACUUUAUCUCCGGCCUAAAAAUCGCUCCCCGCUUUCACAGCAGGGUCCAAAGCUCUCUGAACAAAUCAUCACUGAGCAAACCUCGACAUCUUUCAAAUAUGCAAACUAACGCUUUGCAAUCUUUUUUUUUUUUUUGUAUUUAACCAGAAUUUCUAAAGAUUGAGCCAAAGCACUGAUUUAGUUUCCAAGUGUUUUAAAGCCUUUUUAUAACCCGAGUGCAAUUUUCAGCGUUUUAUCAUAAUUUUACAAUUUAUAUUUGAAGAAGUUUCCUCAAAGUUUAGGCUUUCUGAAGUUUUUAAGAUCGAAAACAAAAUACUUGUGAGUGGUUGCAGACUUUGGGACCCCACUGUAAUUUUUACGUAUAUUCUAAAUAAGUGUUAUUUUUCUUUGCACGUAGCUUACACAUAAAUGCAUCUUACUGUGCUGUUUCUGAUACAUUAUUAAAGUUUUAUUUCA
Fundulus heteroclitus (mummichog) is the source of this 770-nucleotide messenger RNA. RefSeq lists its product as uncharacterized. Gene Ontology annotation, molecular function: chemokine activity. Bases 27 to 332 code for a protein of 101 amino acids. Lineage: Eukaryota; Metazoa; Chordata; Actinopteri; Cyprinodontiformes; Fundulidae. Gene Ontology annotation, biological process: immune response. Gene Ontology annotation, cellular component: extracellular region. The record is from RefSeq and is a predicted model, not a curated record. The transcript has 3 exons.